Messenger RNA from Oikopleura dioica, 210 nucleotides. Lineage: Eukaryota; Metazoa; Chordata; Appendicularia; Copelata; Oikopleuridae. The record is from the annotation of a GenBank genome assembly.
AUGGACGAAAGCUUUAGUAAAUCAAUUCUUGGCCUGGCGGAUGGCCGAAUCCAUCUGAAUCCCGAGAAGCCUGUCUCCUGUUGGGAAGAGACAAUCGCAGGCGACGCGUUCAAAAUCUGCGUGGCGCCAGUCCUUGUCUGCCGCAAUGUCAAGCAAACUGCAGGUGGCGGGGAUAAUAUUUCCGGUGCUGGGCUUUUGGUGCAACUUUAA